Ipomoea nil (Japanese morning glory) is the source of this 1841-nucleotide messenger RNA. RefSeq names its product zinc finger protein ZAT1-like. Bases 432 to 1730 code for a protein of 432 amino acids. The transcript has a single exon. NCBI's taxonomy places the organism in Eukaryota, Viridiplantae, Streptophyta, Magnoliopsida, Solanales, Convolvulaceae. The record is from RefSeq and is a predicted model, not a curated record.
AACUUGAAACCUUAUAUCACAAGAUUGGCUGUGCAAAAUGUUUGCUUCCAUGCAAGGCUUUCUGCUGCUCCUAUUUAUAGGUGGCCUCAAAUGAAUCCUCCAAUUACCAUCAAGAUUCAUCUCCAUACCUUAUGUUGUUCAUUGCAAUCUGCCCUCUCACAGCCAAACCGUCCCUUCAAAAGCCACUUCUUCCACCUCACAGUCACAGAGAUAGGUUACUCGGAUUUGGGAAAAUGAAGAGUCCCAGAGACAGUAAAAGCCACUGCGUAGCGCCCUGUAGUUCAGCACCCAGAUCCAAAUCAGGCUUUUAGCUACUUAAUCACUGCCAGUAUUUGCAGAAUUCUCGAUCCGUUUCUGUGUUUUCAGCAUUUUCUUGGCAGAAUUUCUGGAAAUUCUCGAUCUGGGUGUGUCUUGAUUUGUUGAGUAAUGAAAUGGGAGAAGUCCAAGAACCGAAAUUCUUCUGCAAGUUCUGCAACAAAGCUUGCUUUACUGGGAAGUCAUUGGGAGGUCACAUGCGUUGCCAUCUGGACCUGAUUGCAGCUGCCAAAAAGCAAAAACUCAAACCCGAAGGGGAAGAAGAUUUGGGUGUUUCAGAGGAAGCCAUGGGUGCCAAGAAUCAAGAAAAGGGGAAGAAGAUGAGCUUUGGGGAGAGUGGGGAUCAAGCUAGCUAUGGUUUAAGAGAGAAGCCAUUGAAAUCUUGGAAGGUGUCUGAUCCGAAGCAUUGUGGGUUGAAGAAGAAGAAGAAGGAUCUCUGCAAGGAGUGUGGGAAAAGGUUCCCUUCUGUGAAAGCUCUGGCAGGGCAUCUGAAGUGCCAUUCAAGAAAAGGGAGUGAGGUAGAAGAAGAAGAAGAAGAAGAAGAACAUCAUCUCUGCAAGAAAUGUGGGAAAGGGUUUGAUUCCAUCAGGGCUCUAUAUGGCCACAUGAAGAUCCACUCCAAGAGAUCAAGGCCCUCCUCCAAUGGAGAAGAAUCUGCCCAGAGCUUAUCAGAUUUGGAAACCAUGUGUCCUGUCCGGAAGAAACGCUCAACAAUAAGGUACAAACUCACCUCUUCAAAUCCCCCACUUUCUGCAGUUUCUGAGUUUGAAGAGGUCCAAGAUGCUGCCAUGUGUUUGAUGAUGAUUUCCCGGGGAGUGAAAACCUGGAAUGAGUUUGUUUCUGCAAACUGUGAAAGCCCUCCAUUUUUCUGCAAGGAAGAAAUGCCAAACAGUAGCAAUGAUUAUGAUGAUAAAGACAGCAUUUCUUGGAAAAAUAUUUCUGAAUUUUGCAGUGAAAUUUGUGUCAAUGGGUGCAUCAGAAUUGAGCCAUUCAAGAAGCCUGAAAUGGAUGAACCUUCUUUUGAUCUUCAUUAUCUGGAAAUGGGGGAAACUUCCACUUCCACUAACUGCUGGGGAGCUGAUUCUGAGAUCACUGCAAAGGUUUCUGAUACAAUGGAGGUGGAAACAGUGAUUGGAGGUGUAAUGGCAAUCCCAGAAUCAGGAACAAGAAGCAGGGAGCAUGCAUGUCCAGUCUGCUUCAAGGUUUUCCAAUCUGGGCAGGCUUUGGGUGGGCACAAGAGGGCUCAUUACAGUGCCACCAUUGAAACCAAGGUGAAAAAGGAGAAUCUUUCUGAUAUUCAUGAGUUUCUUGAUCUGAAUCUCCCUGUAAAUGCUGCCACUGGAACAGCCAUGGAUGCUGCAAUGGAGGAAAGGCUAUGGUGCAUUGGCAGUGCUGGUCUGCUCAUCUCUAACUAGACUCUAUUUUCUUCAUCAUCAUCAUACAUUCUAGGCUUCAGUUCAUCAUUUCUUUGAACUCCCAUUACUGUAAAUCUGAUUUCUUUCUGGUUUCACACUUUCACCUCCAAA